Myripristis murdjan (pinecone soldierfish) is the source of this 1476-nucleotide messenger RNA. It is a transcript of the gene lyve1a, whose product is annotated as lymphatic vessel endothelial hyaluronic receptor 1a. The coding region runs from base 64 to 1110 and encodes 348 amino acids. The transcript is spliced from 6 exons. The record is from RefSeq and is a predicted model, not a curated record. Gene Ontology annotation, cellular component: plasma membrane. Gene Ontology annotation, biological process: cell adhesion. Lineage: Eukaryota; Metazoa; Chordata; Actinopteri; Holocentriformes; Holocentridae. Gene Ontology annotation, molecular function: transmembrane signaling receptor activity; hyaluronic acid binding.
UUUCUUUUCCUCUUGUUCUUGGAUCUGGUUCCGAAAGCGUAAUGAUGACUCCUGAUUUGACCCAUGAGCAGUACUUCCCUCUUCCUUUUCCCUUACUCUCUGGCAAUCCCAGAGUGCACACACCCCAGUGACGAGAGUCACCUCUAUGUAAACCUGCCUUUUGGCUCACAGGCACACAAACUGUGCAACACUUGUCAUCCCAGCACUCAUCCACCAGCACUCUCAGCAGCCAUGACUUCAAUCCAACUUUGCAUCAUGUCCUUGAUUUUGACAACUCAGCUCUUUCUCAUCUCAUUCGUCAUUUCUGACCAAAAGAUUGACUCCAGGCAAUUAAGAGCUUUCCCAGCAGCCAAACAUAGCAUUGCUGGAGUAUCCCAGGUUACCUACAUAAAUCACCUCAAGGGGCCUGAAUAUGCCUUCAAUGCUUCUGAGGCGAGGGAGCUUUGCUCGUCCCUGGGAGUGCACAUGGCCUCCAAAGCACAAGUACAGAAAGCAAUGAGACUGGGCUUGGAAACAUGCAGGUUUGGAUGGACUGAUGAACAUGUUGCAGUCAUUCCCCGCAUCAAAGCAAGUGCAGCAUGUGGUCAAAACAAGACUGGUCUGUUGGAGUGGCGAACAUCGGUCACAAAAAAAUUUGACGUGUUCUGCUAUAAUGAAUCAGAUGCGGUAACACAAUUGAAGGAUACCAUGGCUGAUAGCCCUCUGACCGGCAGGGAUGACCUGGAGCAUGCCCUUUUUCUUCCUAAGGCAACAACUGCCACCUCUGACCUCCAGUCCACCACUCAUUCCACAUCCUUCCCUCUCAGUAUGUCCUCCUCUACCUUUCUCCACUCACACCCAGACAGCAUAGAGGCAGCGCCACCCCAGAUGAGGAGCAGUGCACAUGGAUCGAUUCCAGUGCUGGCAAAGACUUUGCUUAUCGCCUCAGCCUGUGCCCUUCUGCUGAUUGCAGUGGCCAUCGUUGUUUAUGUGAAAUUGAGUAGGAGCUGGGAUGUGAAGCAGCAGGAGGAGCACAUUGAGACAGAGGAGUGGACGAUAUGUGUGAAGGGCUCCAAGAAAGAGGCUCAGGAAGAGGACAAGACAGACGAGGACAACAACAAUGCAAGAUAAAUGAUAUAUUUUGAGGAGACACCAAACUGACAAAAAUGGACAAUGAAGUGUAAUGAGAAAAUGAAGUGUCCUUUGAUGUGUGUUAUUGUGAUGUAAAAAAAAAAAAAAAAAAAAAAAAAAAAAAAGGACAACAAAAAAUUUAUUUUUGUAUAUAUACCUUGCUGAAAUUAGUCUCAGUUAUUUGAUAUUGUGAAAUACUGAGCUUAAAGGGCAUGUAGUUUCAAAGGGGAGGGUGCACCACUUUGUUAUGAUAUGGUAAAAGAUUAUGAGUGCCACUUAAUUCUCAAAGAAUUGAACUAAUACAUGCUACAUGAGUUUAGCACAGCUUUUUUACCCCAUUACAACCCAAAUUCUACACAUUUUUUA